Molecule: messenger RNA, 2411 nt
Organism: Cervus elaphus (red deer)
Lineage: Eukaryota; Metazoa; Chordata; Mammalia; Artiodactyla; Cervidae
Product: apolipoprotein L3-like
Exons: 8
Coding region: 983-1951 (322 amino acids)
Biological process (GO): lipid transport; lipoprotein metabolic process
Cellular component (GO): membrane; extracellular region
Molecular function (GO): lipid binding
Source: RefSeq, a predicted model, not a curated record
CUUCCAGGGGCCGGCCCCCUGCAGCCUGGUCCAAUCGGGUGCCGACACGGAGCCCUUGGACACCAACCACCGCUGUAGCCCGCACUUUCUUCCUUAUAUGGGAAGACCUGGCUUGGACGCCGGGCCCUGACUAUAAAACCCCUCCCCACCCCUCAUACCUCGCAGACUCCCUUUGUCUCCUCACUCACCCGCCCCCGGGAGUUCUGCCUGAGAGCGACGCUUAAUAAAGGCCUUUACCACCGGUCCUUAGAGGCGGCUUUUUUCCUCCCGCAGCAUUUUCCUAACAUCUGGCGCCCCAACAUGGGACCCGAGGUGAGGGCCCCUGGCACUCGCCGUUGAGGCCCCCUCGAGCUCCACCGCCGCGGUAGCCCCGGACCCAGGCGGCUGACCAACCCCCCGGACGGCUGGAUACGGGUUCUCCCAGCAGGUGGCUACGGCUCUGGGCAUCGACUGGCAUCUCCACAUCCCCUAUUGGCCCCAGUCGUCAGGCAAAGCAGAACGGGUGAACGGCAUCAUCAAGACGCACCUGACCAAGCUUGCCUCAGAACUGCGGCUGUCUUGGGUCGACCUCCUUCCUCUGGCGCUCACUCGCAUUCGCACCACACCUCAUUCCAAAACAGGUAUAGCUGGGCCCAGAGGGUGUGUGUGGUUUACUGCACAGCUGGUGGCUGCAUCUGCAGAGCUGAGAACAACUGGAUCUUCUUCACACUCAGCCAGAGGAAGACUCCUGGAAAGAGCUUCUAUCAAGACAGAUAAGGAAAGCAAAUGGAAUUACCCAACUUCAGCUGUACCUGGGAGGGUGGAGAGUGUCCCAGAGGCCCUGGAGCAGGAGGAGCAGCAGAGAAGAGACAGGGCACCUGCCAGUGCCAGGAGCUGAAGAAACUCCACACAAACAGACCCACAACCAGGAAAGUGGUGAAACGACACCUUCUUCCAGCCUGACACAGAAGGGUGAGAUCUCUGAGACCCUGCUGCUGCCACCAUGAGCUCAGAAGAUCCCAGGAACCGCUCAGAGAGACAAAGCUUUUUUGAGGAUGUCGUUGAGUUUCUCCAAAAGAGUGUGAGAUGGGAACACCUGAAAUUCCUGCUCGAAGACAAACCCUGGGAGAAUUUUGUGACCAAGGUCAAUUUGUCCAGGGAAGAAGCAAAUGUACUCCGUGAACAUCUGAUCAAGCUGCUAACAGACUUGGCCGGGGAGGACCCAGGCAGGCUCCAAAAAUACCAGCAGGAAAAGGAGAGGUUUUUGAAGGAGUUUCCUCAGGUAAAACAGAAGCUGAAGGAGAGCAUAAAAAAGCUCCGUGAGCUCGCAGACCAUGUUGACAAGGUGCACAGGGACUGCACCAUCUCCAAUGUGGUAGCCUCCUCCACUGGCAUUGCGUCUGGCACCCUGAGCAUCCUUGGCCUGAUUCUUGCACCCUUUACAGGGGGUCUCAGUCUGGGACUCUCAGCUGCUGGAAUAGGGCUGGGAGCAGCAUCUGCUGUAACAGGUGUGUCCACCAUGGUGGUAGAAAAGGUAAACACGUCAUCAGCAGAAACCCAGGCCAGUCUCCUUGACACAGCCGAAAUAAUAUCCUAUGUAAUUGAUCUCUACCAUGUUAAAGACUUAGGGAUGUAUAUUCAUGCCAUCAGGGUGGCCAAUGACAACCCUGAAUUAGAAGCCACUGAGCCACUGCUCAGCAGGCUAAUAACCACCAGGCAAGUCUCUGUCCAAAGUGACGAACAGGUGAGGCCUUUCGAAGGCACACCUCUGGCAGCGACUAGAACAGCCCGCAUCGCGAGUGGAGUCACAUCAGGUUUAUUCUUGGCACUGAACGUGUACUCCCUGGUGAAAGAAGUACAGGACUUGCAGGAGGGGGCAAAGACAGCAUCGGCUGAAAACAUGAGGCAGAAAGCCCAGGAGCUGGAGAAGAAGUUGGAGGAGCUCACCUGGGUCUAUGAGAGUCUGCAAUAGGGCCCAACUGGGCCACCCCUAGAGCAGUGCAGGGACCGGGGACAUGUGCAGAGUCAUGGGGAGAAACCACUUGUUUUGGACUAAAGAAGACACAGAGGGCAGAAUAAGGGAGAGACAGGGAGACUAGCAGUGAGAGGCCAGGAAUAGGGGAGCUUUGAAAAUGGGAGAAAGUCAAAGAGUUAGGAUUGUAGAGAUCCAGCACAAGUAGCAGGGGCUCCUCUGUCGCCCUCCUCAGGGUUUGAUAUUCCAGCAAGAAGGGUUUCCCCCUGGUGACAGUCUCUAGCCCUACUUCGCCAGCAUCAACUCACCUUUGAACUUAGUAGGUAGUGACCUGUUUGUUUCCAUGUUUUAUUAAAGUUAGUUGAUUUACAAUAUUGUAUUAGCUUCAGGUAUAUAGCAAAGUGAUUCAAUUAUACAUGUAUCUAUAUACAUAUUUGUUCUUUUUAAAUUUUUUAUAAAU